AUGGUGGCCACCUGCCUGCACCUGGCUGGAUUUGUCUGCAGUUUCAUAGGGUGGAUCGGGGUGGUGGUGGCGACCGCCACCAACGACUGGGUGGUGACGUGUGGCUACACCAUUACCACCUGCAGGAAAAUGGACGAGCUGGGGUCCAAGGGGCUGUGGGCAGACUGCGUCAUGGCGACAGGCCUCUAUCACUGCAAGCCCCUCGUGGACAUCCUCAUCUUGCCAGGGUACGUCCAAGCGUGUCGAGCACUGAUGAUCGCCGCCUCCGUCCUGGGCCUUCCUGCCAUCUUCCUGCUGAUAACGGUCUUGCCCUGCAUCCGCAUGGGCCACGAGCCCGGAGCCGCCAAGUACCGCCGCUCCCAGCUGGGAGGAAUCCUCAUCAUCCUCCUGGCCAUGUGCGGCGUCGUGGCCACCAUCUGGUUCCCCGUCUGCGCCCACCGCGAGACCACCAUCAUGAGCUUCGGCUACUCGCUGUACACGGGCUGGAUCGGCUCUGCCCUCUGCCUCUUCGGUGGCUGCGUCAUCGUCUGCUGCUCGGGGGACGCCCAGACCUUCGGCGAAAACCGCUUCUACUACGCCUCGGGCUCCAGCUCCCCGACCCACGCUAAGAGCGCCCACGUGUGAGGGUCCCCGGCACCUCCACGGCCGCCGCCGGGCGCGUUGGCUGCUGGCACUGCGUGCACUGCGCUCGCUUCUCCUGGCAGGCGCCGCUGCCAGGCCCCCGGGGGAAGACCUUAGAAAAGCAGCCCCACUGCCCGGUGGUGCCAAGUGUUCCCGUCCCCACCUGCGUUGUCCCAACCCUUCUCUAGAAAGGACACCCCGGCCAACCCAACCCCUCCCUCCUGCCUGUUUCGUCCUCACCACAUGCCCCAUCUUCCUGCAGCCGGGAUGGUUUGGGGUCUUCAGGUGGGGUUUAGGGGCUUUAUUUUACUGCCUAGCUCACCUGGUUAUAGGAGAGUUUAAAGCAACAAAACAGACACGAGAGAGACCCUUCCCUGCUGUUGAGAGGCCUCCAGCAGCUCUUUGCUUUCCCCCUUUCAAGGUCACUGCUUUGGCAAGGUUCGGGUGGGAGGGCAGGGAGGAAGGCUGCAUCCCUCCAGCCAGGCAAAUGUUUCUCUUUCGGAAGAGUAGGGAAGUUUUUCUGCCUUUCUCUGUAAAUACUUUUGUACGGAUUUGAUCAUUUUAGUAACAGUAUUUCCUGCACUCCCCCGGUCAUCAGUAUGAAGGAAGCAGAACCCAAAGUCCUAACCACAUGGUAAAUAACAGUGCCUCUGUACAUAGUUUCAAAUGACUUUGAGGGCUCUAAUCUCUGCAUUCUCAUUCUUUUCUUUUCUUUUCUUUUCUUUUCUUUUUUUUCCUUCUCUUUUUUUUUCUUUCCUUUGUACAGAUCUGUUACUAAAAAAAGUAUUUUUACAUUUAAAAAAAAUCUUUGCUUUUGUCCCACAAGUUUGUGUUCUGUCUUGCAUCAUUAAAUAGCACGUUUUUAACUCAACGUAAUGCACCUGUUACAGCACAAUUCUGGUGAGUACUGAUGAUGCCUUUGUACUUUAAGUGAAAUACUGUACAAUAAAUAACAGAGUAUCUGCAAA
Messenger RNA from Oxyura jamaicensis (ruddy duck), 1589 nucleotides. RefSeq names its product claudin 11 (gene CLDN11). Gene Ontology annotation, biological process: cell adhesion; bicellular tight junction assembly. The record is from RefSeq and is a predicted model, not a curated record. The transcript is spliced from 3 exons. Gene Ontology annotation, cellular component: plasma membrane; bicellular tight junction. Gene Ontology annotation, molecular function: structural molecule activity. Bases 1 to 624 code for a protein of 207 amino acids. NCBI's taxonomy places the organism in Eukaryota, Metazoa, Chordata, Aves, Anseriformes, Anatidae.